GACAAUUCAUCACAGCGCAACACGUAUGAGGUGAAGCAUAUGAACCGCUCCCCCGAGCUGGAACGAACCCGCGCCGCUUCUAGAUACCGCUUUGAGCUCAUGUGACUCGCUAGGUGCUUAUGAUGACUCAACCUGAGCUUCAAAGCGGCUGGCGUGAGGGGCUCAGCGGCUCCCGGCUGGCGGGACUUGCUGCUGUGCUUGCGCUGGUUCUGGGAGUAAGCGCUGCGUGCAGCUCAAGCGUGGCUUCCUGGGCCGCCAUCGCGGGCACGUUCGUUGACUCUUUGAGCCAGGUGCCAGCAUCUACGUACGUGGUAGCGCUUGUAGGUCUUAUUCUCUAUCCCGCGUUGUCCAUUCAGCGUCGACCGUCGCCGAGUGGCGGACUUGCUAAUACAGCAGCCAGUGCUCAGGACUCCACGCGCGCGUGUGGCCCAGGAUCCCACUUCAUCCACCUGGGCCGGCAAGGCGAGGAGCGCGGCCAAGCGCGGGCCGUCGGAGGCGGCUUCUGGCGGAAGCUGCGCCGCGUCCUGGCGGAGGGUCGCGCGCAAGCAAGGCGGCUAUGCGGCCGCGAAACCGGCACUGGGGCUAGCACAUUAACUCGAAAGCGCAGCGUGGGAAGCCGGUCCUCCGCAAAGUCUGAGGAUGUGCUGUCUUCGCGGCUGUCUAUGGACUCGAUCAUCCGCGCUGCGCAACAGAACCCUGGCGGUGGUGGCGGGCGGCGGCUGGGCGGGGCUCUCCAGAGGAAGGGCAGUUGGAAGCCAAGCAUGCGUCGAAUCGAGUCGGGCCAGCACCUGCCUGGCAUCGCACCCUCGGAAUCGAGUUUGAGUUCUGUAGCCACCGGCAAGCGGCUGGAGAUCCUCAUGCACAACGGCUUUCUUGCGGUGGACUGCCUACCGCACGAAAUGACGGAGCCGGGCUAUGAAGGGGUGCGCCAGGUGGUGACGGACAUGCACCUUCUGCAGUUCGGCGCCACUAUCGGUGAGGCGUCGUCUGAGCUGGCGCUGUCGCAGCAGGGCGGUGCCAGUGCGGUGGGCCCGGGCGAGGAGAGCCUGUUCGGUCCCUUUGACCGCAACGACGCGUACCGCCAGGGCUGGGAGAUGGUUGUGGAGGAGCACAAGCCUGGCCUUCAUUACUUUGUAUGGCGGCGCUAUCUGCGCAAGGGCCUGUUCAUCUACAAGUCGAAGACCCUGUACGAGACGGCCACGGUAGCUCAGAUUACCGGCUUCACCUAUGAUCUGGACUUCCGGCGCGUGUGGGACGAGAGCAUGGCGUGCCAGCUGCCCAUUGCCCCGCCGUCGGAGGCGGCUGCGGCGGCUGCUGGGCAGGCGAGCGGCCCGCCAGUCAUGACCCCGGCGAUGGCGGAGGCGAAGGCUGCAGGCGGCAGGUCGGCGUACAUGUACGCGCGCACCAAGUUCCCGCCACCCAUGGCAUCCCGCGAGUACACCUACGUGCGCCGAUGCUGGGCCAAGCCCGACGAUGGCGGUAGCUACUGCAUCUCACGGGCUUGUGUUGCGGUUCCACCAGCUGGUGUCGCUGGCGGUCGCACCGUGCGGGUCACGGACUUCGUCUCAGGCUACGUUAUUCGUUCAAGCAAGGGCGUCUUUGACCCCGCGAGUCCGGCCGUGGAGGUGGUCAACGUGUACUUUGAGGACCCCUGCCUGCCUUCGGGCAUCGCCAACAUGGGCAUUCGGCGUGCGCUGUGGCCCAUGGUGCAGAAGGCCGAGGCGGCCUUCCGCGACUACCUGCUGACCAAGGUGCACGGCAGUCUGGAGCAGCCGCUGCCGGAGCGCGCCGCGCUUGAUUCGCUGGGCGAGGCAAUGAACGCCGCUGGUGCUCAGGCGCGCGCAGCUGCCGCAGCGGCCGACACGGACGCCGCGUCGUGCAUCGACGCCAUGGACGCUGGUCGUGGCCGCCUGAGGCUGCGUCUGGGGAGCCCCUAUGUGCUCAUGUACCGCGGCUACAUGGGCGCCUGGCGUGGCGGCCGCGCUGCAGUGCUGUCGGUGCUCAGCACGCUCAUGAGCCUGUGGGCCAACGCCACUGGCCUAUUCGUUUGUUCCCUCGGCGGACUGCGAGCCGGGCUGUUUGCCACGGCCGUAUGGUCGCGGCGCGCGCUGGGCGCACUGGGCAAAGUGGCCUGCACGGUGGGUUGCAGCUGCGCGACCAAGUUGCGCGUGGCUUCGCGUGUGCUGUGGCGUGCGAUGUGGCCGUGGGAGAUGCUUCUUGCACGCAACCGCUCGGUUGUGUGCAGCGCGUUUAACGGCACGGGCUCCCAGCUGCAGCGCAGCCUGUCUGAGAGCAGCAGCCUGCUGGCGUCCCACCCGCUGCCGCUGCCCUCGGACGGAGCGAGCAAGGGCCUGAGCUACACGCCGCGCAGCAGCAACAACGGCGGUCCUGGUACGGACGGCUCGCUGUCGCCCAAGAACGGGCGCCGCGCUCGCGGUGGCCUUGGCCGGCUCAUUGUCAAGGUGGUCAAGGUUGCGGGCGCUGGGCUGUUGCUCGGUCGAGCUGCACGAUCUGAUGGUGGCGCAGACACACCGCAGCCACCUGCCAAGGAUCCCAAGCAGCCGCCGACGACGCAGGCACAGCCACAGCAAGCCGCAUCUGCUGGCAGCCAGGCCCGCGCGGUGCACCCGCUGGCGGCCAUGCCUCGUGGCCCUGUGCCCAUGAGCCGCGUGCCCCGCCGCUGGUGAGCUACAGGGAGGCAUAGGAGGAUGGUCAGGCUAGCACGCGCCCUGCACCUGGUGUUGUGCCCUGGGGGCACUAGAUUACUGUACGGGGGUGGGCGGGGGUGUAUCAGAUGUAAUAGUUUGGUUCGUGUUGGGCUGCUGUUGGGCUGUCAGGCCGAAAAGCUGUACAUGUGAUGGAACGUAUGUGGAAGGGGUUGUUGAAGACUACUGAGAUGAUGUGCAGCUACAAGAUCCCAGGUAGGGAUGAGCCAGACCACAGGAGCAAAGAUUUGGAGUGGUAGGGCUUACUUCGUGUGCACAGGUCCAGGCAAGCAGGGCCUUUGUGAAGCUUUGGGAGUGUUAGCUAGAGGACAAGCCAGCUACAUGCGCGCACUUUGUGUGACUAUAAGCUAUGCGCUGCUUGUAUGAAUGUGUAUUGCCUAUCGGAUCGGGAUGAGCAAAUAGUACGCGGGUUGACCGGGCUAAUAGAGCGGUCAAUACAAUCAACAAUUUUGUUCGCGUUUAUUGAUGGGCAUGUACUGUGUCACCCCACCGUAUCGGGCACACGCGCUCGUGCUGCGUGCUGCGUAUCCUUUUAUUUUAGAUGGCGCAGAUCGUUCAUUUGCGUUAGAGGGAUGUCGACGAAGUGCGUGAUAAGUAGGCCGAUGAGUGGCGGCCUGGCCGUAGAGACGAAGUAUACUUUUGUGCAAGACACAGGUGUUUUUGCCCAUUUUGCAGCAGAGUGAAGACUACAUGUCAUGAAUGCGGAUGUUACAGAGGGGACAGUCCCAGCACCCGAGGACGCCGAGCCAUGUCAUGGAUGAGGGCAACUGAUUAUUUGUCGAAUGUGAGGUACCGCAUGCACAUCACCGGAACCACGCUUCAGGACAGGUGGCGACGAGGUGCUUGCCUCCCCGCGUUGAUCCUGAGUCGCUGUGUAACAACUCAACCGU
This is a messenger RNA of Chlamydomonas reinhardtii, 3616 nucleotides long. RefSeq lists its product as uncharacterized. The coding region runs from base 120 to 2687 and encodes 855 amino acids. NCBI's taxonomy places the organism in Eukaryota, Viridiplantae, Chlorophyta, Chlorophyceae, Chlamydomonadales, Chlamydomonadaceae. The record is from RefSeq and is a predicted model, not a curated record. The transcript is spliced from 12 exons. Gene Ontology annotation, molecular function: lipid binding.